GAGAGAGAGAGAGAAAAUAUGGAUAUACAGAAUCUAUUCACGUCAGCCGCGAGUUCGGCGACCGGCAGUCUGUCCUGGUUUUUUCCGACCUUAGCUGCGGCUAUCAUGUACUUUCAAUACGAAGUUAUGGAUCCUGAAUCUCGUCCGAUCGAUGUGCCUUCCGAACUGCUACUGCCUAAUUAUGAUUUUAUAGUGGUGGGGGCGGGGUCGGCAGGGGCGGUAGUGGCGAGUCGCUUGAGCGAAGUGGAAAAUUGGAACGUACUCCUUUUGGAAGCUGGCGGCGAUGAAACCGAAAUCUCGGAUGUACCGCUUUUAGCAGGAUACUUACAGCUGAGUAAACUGGACUGGAUGUACAAGACAGAAGCGCAAGGCGACGCGUGUCUAGCGAUGGAAAACAGUCGUUGCAACUGGCCUCGAGGCAAAGUCAUCGGCGGCUCUAGUGUGCUCAAUUACAUGCUGUACCUUCGCGGCAACAAACGUGACUACGACAUUUGGGAACAAGAAGGCAACACAGGCUGGGGUUCGGCCGACGUGUUGCGUUACUUCAAAAAGUCCGAGGACAAUCAAAAUCCCUAUUUAACCCGAACACCGUACCACGCAACUGGUGGCUACUUGACCGUGCAGGAGGCACCGUGGCACACGCCACUGGCAACGGCAUUCGUGCAGGCAGGCCAGCAGAUGGGCUACGAAAAUCGUGACAUCAACGGCGAGCAUCAAACUGGAUUUAUGAUCGCUCAAGGAACCAUCAGACGUGGCAGUCGCUGCUCGACGGCCAAAGCUUUCUUGAGACCUGCCAGAUUGAGGAAGAAUCUCCAUGUCGCCAUGAAUUCACAUGUUACUAAGGUGUUAAUCGACCCGGCGAGUAAACGGGCCUACGGCGUCGAGUUCAUGCGCGACGACAAGAUCUAUCGCAUUCGCGCUAAGAAGGAAAUUAUCCUGUCCGGCGGUUCUAUUAAUUCCCCUCAAAUUUUGAUGCUUUCGGGCGUUGGUCCAAAACACCAUUUGUCUCAAUUAGGUAUUCCGGUAAUUCAAGACCUGCCAGUGGGUGAGAACAUGCAAGAUCACGUGGGCGUAGGCGGUCUCACUUUUAUGGUCAAUCAGGAAGUAUCAAUGGUGGAGAAUCGGUUGCACAGCGUCAACGCUGUUCUGCAAUACGCAAUUUUCGGCACCGGCCCGUUGACCGUUCUCGGCGGCGUGGAGGGCCUAGCGUUCGUCAACACCAAGUUCGCCAACGCGAGCACAGAUUUCCCAGACAUCGAGCUCCACUUCAUCUCCGGCUCGACCAAUUCCGACGGUGGACGUCAACUACGCAAAAUACACGGGCUGACGAAGCGCUUCUACGACGCCGUCUUUGGCCACAUCAACAACAAGGACGUGUGGAGCGUACUCCCUAUGCUUCUGAGGCCCAAGAGCAAGGGACACAUCAAGCUACGUAGCAAGAACCCCUUCGACCAUCCGCUCAUCUACCCCAACUACUUCAAAGAUCCUCAAGACAUGGCGACGAUAGUGGAAGGCGUGAAGAUCGCUAUCGCGUUGAGCAGAACGGCCGCGUUCAAAAAGUUCGGCAGUGAAUUUAACCCAACUCCAUGGCCAGGCUGCAUGCAUCUGCAGCUCUACACUGAUCCAUAUUGGGAGUGUAUGAUUCGACACUAUUCGGCUACGGUUUACCAUCCGGUCGGAACUUGCAAGAUGGGUCCUUACUGGGAUUCUCAAGCUGUCGUCGAUCCUGAGUUGAAGGUCUACGGGUUGUCGGGUCUCAGGGUCAUUGACGCUUCUAUUAUGCCAAACCAAAUCAGUGGGAAUACCAACGCACCCACGAUCAUGGUUGGCGAGAAGGGUGCUGAUAUGAUCAAAGAGUUUUGGCUGAAGAAGAGGAACAGGGGUUGAAGAGCCGUCUAAUUUUUGCGUGCUAGACAUAUUCGAACAGUCGUACUUCGAGUGAUGAAGUGAUGUACGGGUUUAAUUAAAGUCAGUUCGAUAUCUACGGUUAGUGUGUAUAUAAGUUAAACUAAGCUUUGCAAUACUGUAGAGUAAUUUAUGCAAGCGAUUACCUUUAAAUGUGACUGGAAGAUUAAUCUAUCGUUGCUCACGAUAAUAACACUCGAUGGAUGCUUAUAUUGAAUUUUUAGCAAUUUUAACAUAACAAUAUUCACUCGUAUUUGGCUACAGAAAAGCAACACUAGGAAACAUUUAACCCUAUAAUGCGUCACAUUCUAUACCCAUCGAAUAUAU
Phymastichus coffea is the source of this 2232-nucleotide messenger RNA. RefSeq names its product glucose dehydrogenase [FAD, quinone]. NCBI's taxonomy places the organism in Eukaryota, Metazoa, Arthropoda, Insecta, Hymenoptera, Eulophidae. The transcript has 6 exons. Gene Ontology annotation, molecular function: oxidoreductase activity, acting on CH-OH group of donors; flavin adenine dinucleotide binding. Bases 19 to 1887 code for a protein of 622 amino acids. The record is from RefSeq and is a predicted model, not a curated record.